Messenger RNA from Tarenaya hassleriana, 1172 nucleotides. RefSeq lists its product as uncharacterized. The record is from RefSeq and is a predicted model, not a curated record. Lineage: Eukaryota; Viridiplantae; Streptophyta; Magnoliopsida; Brassicales; Cleomaceae. Bases 190 to 894 code for a protein of 234 amino acids. The transcript is spliced from 10 exons.
CUUCAAAUUUCGUCGAAGAACAAUAGAAAUGUCGAAACGACAAAAGCCAAUCAAGUUCCUUUCCUUUCCCUCUAAUUUUCUCCCCUCCUUGUCUGCUUCUUACCCCCGCUUUCUCAUCUCCCAAACAAAACGCCCUUCAGAUUCCGGGAAAAGAGGAAGAGAAACUCGAAAUCCCUGUCGCCGGAAUAGAUGACGGCGCCGAAUUGGGAGCUCCGCAGUUGCUGCAACCACGACCAGGUCGCCUUCCUGGUCACAAUCGGAGUCUUCACCGUCGUCAUCCUCGUGCUAUGGAGGACAUUUCUUUUGACGCCCUUUAAGCUCAUCACUGUGUUUUUGCAUGAAGCAAGCCAUGCCAUUGCCUGCAAGCUCACUUGUGGAGAUGUUGAGGGGAUGCAGGUUAAUGCAAAUGAAGGAGGAUCGACUACAACACGUGGUGGCAUAUAUUGGCUCAUCUUACCUGCUGGCUAUCUUGGUUCAUCCUUUUGGGGAAUGGCUUUGAUCCUUGCAUCUACAAAUCUCCUUACUGCAAGAAUAGCAGCUGGCUGCCUUGCUCUUGCUCUGUUUGUCGUCCUCUUCAUUGCCAAAAACUGGACACUCCGAGGACUAUGUAUCGGGUUCAUAAUUUUCCUUGCGAUUGUCUGGGUUUUACAAGAGACGACCACAGUCAAAAUCCUUCGUUAUGUCAUUCUGUUCAUCGGUGUGAUGAAUAGCUUAUUCUCAGUUUACGAUAUCUAUGAUGAUCUGAUAUCCCGAAGAGUCUACACAAGCGAUGCUGAGAAGUUUGCUGAAAUCUGCCCUUGCUGUACCGGUGUUGGCUGGGGUGUCAUCUGGGGGAUGAUUUCGUUGGUGUUUCUUUCCGCAUCUUUGUAUCUCGGUCUCGUGAUCCUAUCGUAAAGGUGUUUCAAAUAUUCGGAUUCAGAGAUUCUUCCUCGCCAAAAUACCUGACAAUCGGAGCUCAUCGCCGUUAUAUCAAAUCAUAUAUGCUGGAUUUGUGCAGUCUAGAUUCUUGAUACAGACAACAAAUUUGAUAAAGUUCGAUUCUUUUGAUCCCUUGGUGUUUUGGGAUUACAUUUGAUUGGAUGUUAGGAUUCCUUUGGAAAGUUUGUAUUGUUUCGUUGUUCUUGGAAAGUGGAGGAUAGAAUUCGCUGAAACUGGAACUAGAUUCUUUUCAA